Megalops cyprinoides (Indo-Pacific tarpon) is the source of this 2095-nucleotide messenger RNA. RefSeq names its product zinc finger protein 548-like. The coding region runs from base 245 to 2095 and encodes 616 amino acids. Gene Ontology annotation, biological process: regulation of transcription by RNA polymerase II. Gene Ontology annotation, molecular function: DNA-binding transcription factor activity, RNA polymerase II-specific; RNA polymerase II cis-regulatory region sequence-specific DNA binding. The record is from RefSeq and is a predicted model, not a curated record. NCBI's taxonomy places the organism in Eukaryota, Metazoa, Chordata, Actinopteri, Elopiformes, Megalopidae. The transcript is spliced from 4 exons.
UAACGUGCAAAGCGCGUUUGCAGCAAUAUUCGCGUUAAUACGGUACCGUAAGUAGACAAGCCAAGCUUUAGGGCGCGCUAGCUGGCUGUAGCCGCUGUCUGCGUCUUGUGCGCCAAUGUGCGUCUUGUUGUCGGUACAGAACCUUCUGCCAAUGGAAUACAUGCAUAAAAAUAUUAUACAGCAUUGUGUGAACGUUUGAGCUCUAGAUUUAGACGCCGGUGAUACGUACAGAAACAAGAGCAGUAUGUCUUGUUUUGUGAUGUCGUUUCAGACACAACUCGCCUCCGUCAUGGAGAUCUUGGUGAAAGCGGCUAUUGGCGAGGUAACCAAAAUCGUGGAGGGCAGCUUCGCUGACUUACAGGCUGAAAUCGAGGAGCGGAAGAAGGAAAACGAGUCCCUGAAACUGAAGAUGUUGGUGAAGGAGACGGAAUGGAGAACGGAACGCGCAUACGGAGCGAAGAGCGCAGGCAGUCACGGCAGCAGUGCGAGCCGCCGCUCCGUGGGAGUGCAGGUAUACGGGGGCGACAAACAAGGAAACGCCAGAACCACUGGCGGCGCAGACACAGAUCUGGGUGAGGAGAAGUUCUUCAGCACAGACUGGAGCUGCAGUGUGUGGAAACCCAAACACUCAAGUGGCAUAGCUGACCCUGGGCUGUGUGAAACCUUCACUGUGGACAGAGCAGAGGUGGAGUGUAUCGUCAUUAAAGAGGAGUGCGCAGACCUGGAGGUGGCGGAGCGUCCUGUGGAGCGUGACUGCGCCGUGCAGCAGCAGCAGGAAGCACAGCGGCUCUCUGGGAAAAGGGGCGCUGUGGAGGCGUGUGCGCUUCCUGCUGCUGUGGAGGGCUCUCCCGUUCAGCAGCGGUGCUGUAAGGACCACUGGGGCCCCAGUCUGAGGCAGAACCCGCAGCUCUCCCCUGCGGCCAGGGACAGUCGGCCUGCGGGGGGCGCCGGCGGGCCGGACGCCGGCACGGGCGAGGACAGCGCGCAGGCGUUCGGCGCUCUGGGGCCCUGCGGCGUCGGCGAGGGCCUGGGCGAGCUCGACUUCAUCAUGACGCCGGAGCAGGCGGGCAGCUGGGACGGCGAGCUGGAGCGCGUCCCGGUCCCGGAGAACGAGGGGGGGGCGGGGGGGGCCUGCGGCGCCGAGCUGCAGGGCCCGCGGCUCCACCACAGCUCCCCGAAACACAAGCCCACUGGGGACAAGCUGCACUGGGCCUGCGCUGGGGGAGCGUACCCGGGCGCCGACAGCGGUACAGCACAGCAGGCUGCGUUCAGCGAGGACAGCGUGGCUCCACAGUGGCCCGAGCAGUACGGAGAGGACUUCCAAAGGGCCGAGGAGGUGCAAGAACACAGGCUCAACCUGACGUUCGCCAUGGAGAUGAAAAGGAGUCCAAAGUUCGACAGCCUGAAGUUUCAACAGCCAGGGCCACAACAGGCCUCCUCCAGCCUGUACCUCUCACCAGCGGCGAGCGAGAGCUCGGCAUCGGGAGGAGGUUCUCAAGGUCUCAAUCAAUGCGGAGUGUGUGGAAAGACCUUCAGCACACAGUGGACCCUCAAGACACACCAGCGCAUUCACACCGGAGAGAGACCAUACAUCUGCAUGGUGUGUGGGAGGGCUUUUCAAAAUCUGGACAACCUAAAAACCCAUCAGCUGGUUCACACCGGGGAAAGACCCUUUGGCUGUCCUUUGUGUGGGAAGAGGUUCAGCCUCUUGAGAAAUCUGAAAACGCACCAGAGAACGCACACAGGAGAGAAACCGUACAAAUGCUCCGAGUGCGGGAGAACAUUCGGUCAUCUGCAAAGCCUGGAAACCCAUCAGCGUAUUCACACUGGAGAAAAACCAUACUCCUGUACUCACUGUGGAAAGAAUUUCAGUAUUGCGCAAAAUCUAAAAACGCACAUGCGGAUCCACACUGGAGAGAAACCCUACUGCUGCACCCAGUGUGGGAAGUGCUUCAGUCAGUUAGGGAAUCUAAGAACCCACCAGCGCACCCACACUGGAGAGAGACCGUACUGCUGCAAUCAAUGUGGCAAGAGCUUCAGUCUCUUACAAAACCUGAAAACACACCAGAGAAUUCACAGUGGGAACAGAGCAUAG